AUGAGCUUUAAUGCAGGAUUAAGGUCUCCCAUCAAUGUGUUUCCACAUGAGCUCCACAAAGGAUGCCAGCGAAGGGUAUUCGGCCAGAAGCUCGUGCAUAAAACCGAUGCAACGGCCCUGCGUAAUCUGCGCGACCGAUUCCAACAGAUGCAUUCCUGUCUAUUCAUUAUUCACCUCGCCCAGUUGUCUCAUCAGUACGACAGUACAGAUAGAACCGUCGAUGUGUCGACUUAUGGCCUUCGUCUCGUUGAGCCACUCAACAGACCUCUUUAA
Molecule: messenger RNA, 273 nt
Organism: Protopolystoma xenopodis
Lineage: Eukaryota; Metazoa; Platyhelminthes; Monogenea; Polystomatidea; Polystomatidae
Source: the annotation of a GenBank genome assembly